UCACUUCCUUGCCCAUCCCUAAGGGAAAAACGAAAUAUUAAAAAGAAAGCAACGAAGCAAGGAAAGACUGAGAAAAAAGACGAAAAGUGAAGGUAAACGAGGGGAAGCCAGAUGAAAAGUGAAUUGGGUAGAAGGGAGCAAGCGAACAACCAAACUACGCGUAACAAACAGUCAUGCCUCUCCACAAGUCAUCUCGCGGGCAUCGCCUGGACCCCACCAUGAUUUCAGCUCCCCUUGGGGACUUUCGCCACACUAUGCACAUAGGGAGAGGUGGUGAUGCAUUUGGGGACACUUCUUUCCUGUCCACUCAUGGCCAAAGUCCACCCGACUCAAACUCUGUCCCAGCGGUUCCUGGAACCAACUCUGAAGCACAGCUCAGCGAUGGCACUACCAAUGACACCAGCCCACAGUCUUGUGAAUUGCAACACUCAGAAUCUGUAUCUUCUCUGUCACUGGACCUGGAUUUGGACUUGGGUCCGUCAAUUUUGGGAGAUGUUUUGGGAGUGAUGGAUGGACUAGCACUGGACUCUGCCUGGACCACUACUGGUGGGGAGGAAGUGUUUAGUCCAAGCCAGAGUGAAGGAGAGAUAGAGCUUAGUGGAAAUGCAGAGGAGUCUCUCUUAAGCGCUAAAAAUGAGUUGAAUGUUAAAUGGGAGAUUAGCCAAGAUGGGCAAGAGUUUAGGGAGAAGGGAGAUAGGCAACUUUCAGAUGGAAGUAGUCUUAAAUGUAAAGGGGUGGGGCUUAGGCCUAAAGUGAGGUUUAGUGACAAAAGAGAGGAAAUUAUUGGUCGUGAGGAAGAAGGUUAUGGGCUGGAGCAGGAUGUGUAUGAGGCAGAGCAUGUGUGUCCUGUACAGGAAGAGGGUGAGGCAGGCAUUGGGACUGACAGCAAGCCUACCAUAAGGGGGAGUGACGGGGAAGAGCCCACCAAUCACUUGGCAGAAUCCCCCCCAAGCCCUGCCUCCUCACUCAGCUCAGAGUAUGAGGGAGUCACACCAUUGGACAGAAGGAGAGAGGAAGACUGCCACUCAGAGACGGAUUCUGAAGAGGAGGGAACAGGCAAUGAGCGAGGUUACACCUUUGAGGAUGAGUUUGAUGAUGAGAUUGGCCUAUAGAAAUGGAUCAGAUGGACCAAUGACCCAGCAGAAUUGUGUUUGUCCUCUGUAAUCAUGUAUAGUAUAUGUCUAUUUUCUUUUUUUCCUCCUUUAAAAAAAAAAAAAUAUAUAUAUAUAUAUUUUAAAGGGAGCUGGACCAAAGUAUACCUGAGAAUUUUCCAUUCUAAAACUGCAACUGGAAAAUGUAAAGAUCACAAAUUUAUUUUAAUUGUAUGCAUUUUCCCCCUUUAUCGAACUGUGCACUGUAUUCAAAUCCUUCAGUGAUGCAGUAAUUUUAUUGCCCUUAUUUUAGAAUAUUUAUGUAUUUUGAGCAUUUGGUAAUCUUUAUAAGAACAUGGGUUUGGGUUCACAUGAUAGGCAUGUCCCCAUUACUGUGUAUACAUUUGCCCUCUGAUUUUCCUAGUCAAGUGCAAGUUGUUGAACUGAACAGGUUGAGUGGAAAGAAUGCAAAUAUUGAAGAUUAAUCAUGGACAAUGAAUCUUGUGAGCAAUAAUGUAUUUUAUGUCGACAUGGCCGUUUCUUAGUGCAUGCCAUGUCAUGUAGAGUGGUCUGCCUGGACAGUUUGGACUCUAGUCUGAAAAACAUUUGAGAGACCUGUGAUGUCAUUUCUGAUAUGAAGAGUAUUUCAUGUUUAGUAAUGGCAGGAUCCCUCAUCCACCUUUACCACUAAUGGAAUUUUAGAAAAAUUGUUUGUAUUUUUAGUAUUUGUGUCUUGUGAAAAAUGUGCUCAGCAGAAGUCGGCAUCACAGGCAUACAAUAUAUAUAUAUUUUAACCUAGGUGAUCUAUACCUCGAUCCUUUUGCUGCAUCUAAUUGGAAGCUGGUUUCACUACACUACAUUUUCAUACAAUGAGAAACUUUGAUAGAUCAAUGAUUUAAUGCCAGAGUUGCAGUGUGUUUUCAUUACAGGUGGGGGGGGGUCUUACAUUUUGUGUCGGCACAUUAUCCGGUUUGAACCCCAGGCACUGAAUGGAGGUUUGAAGAUGGUUUAAAAUGCAAAUGAGAAGCUAUAGUUAAGAAGCAGUUCUGAAAGUACAGUCCAAGCAAUGAAAACUCUACUCAAUAAAGCAAGGUGUUAAUGAACAGGAAUGGGUAAAUACAUUUUUGAGAAUGAUCAUACUUUUUUCCCUUUUUUUUUUUUUUUACAAUUCUGUUUGGAUUGUAGAUAAACUCAUCAGUGUUUGAUUGUACUAUUUAAGACUAAAUAUACACACAUGAAUUCAAAAUGGACAAAUUCACUUGUUCUUUUAACCAAUUCAGUGGCUCAAGAUUUACCUCACAUGGUAACUACAGUACUUGACUUUGUCCUCAAGCUGUAUGUGUUUUCUGUAAGCUAAUUAGAGCUCUACUAAAAAAAGAAAAACACAUUUGGCUCAUGCAGUAAUAUAAAAGCUUUGACGAGUGAUGUGGGGGAAAUGCAUAGCUAAGUGUAAACACAAAACACUAGGUCUCAGUAAGAACAGAAUACAGUAUGGGAGGCACAAUUAGAAAUGGCUAUAUGAAAGUUUUUUUGGGGUUUUUUGGAUCGCAUGUAUAAACAUUCCUUAAAGGGGUUUUCUUUGGUUUCCCCCAAAGAUAUUCUUAUGAUUUUAAAAUACUAAAUCUUAAGAUUAUCAGAGAUCUGUUUACCUUGAAUAAAUAUUUACCUGCAUCAA
Molecule: messenger RNA, 2766 nt
Organism: Conger conger (European conger)
Lineage: Eukaryota; Metazoa; Chordata; Actinopteri; Anguilliformes; Congridae
Gene: cdc42ep5
Product: CDC42 effector protein (Rho GTPase binding) 5
Exons: 2
Coding region: 174-1112 (312 amino acids)
Source: RefSeq, a predicted model, not a curated record